Messenger RNA from Oncorhynchus kisutch (coho salmon), 3782 nucleotides. Its product is annotated as hematopoietic lineage cell-specific protein. Gene Ontology annotation, molecular function: actin filament binding. Lineage: Eukaryota; Metazoa; Chordata; Actinopteri; Salmoniformes; Salmonidae. Gene Ontology annotation, cellular component: actin filament; cortical actin cytoskeleton; plasma membrane. The record is from RefSeq and is a predicted model, not a curated record. Gene Ontology annotation, biological process: regulation of actin filament polymerization; cell migration. The coding region runs from base 1584 to 3080 and encodes 498 amino acids. The transcript is spliced from 15 exons.
GAGGAGAGAGAUGGAGAGAUAACAGACAUGUGACACAGACCCUCCCUCCCCCUCUUCAAGACCGGUAUCAUAUUACUGUUACAUUCAAUACUGUAGAAUAGGAGAAGACUUGUCUCACACACACACACACACACACACACACACGGAAGUGUGUCUUAGCCUGUUAACCAAAGUGAAGUUUUUUUAUAUACUGGGAGUCAAAAACAUCCUCUGCCAUCAUUGAUUUUAUUCCAUAUUUAAUAUGUUACCAUUAGCGUACAUGAUCAGUCAAAUGUUAUUGUAGAGGAAAUGAGAAGCAGUAUUGCACUACCUCAGAACUGUUGUUUGUUAGACUUCUAUAAAGGGACGUGGAUAUUAUGCAUCUUUAAAUGUACCUGGGGGAACUAACAUGAAAUGACACUAUACAGUGGAUUUACACGGUGUUUAGUUUUUCAGACCGUUUUAUAUUAGUGGUGGUUUAGGUGCCUUUAAAUGAGGAGAAUAAAGGAUCAUUUAAUGUCUGGAUGAAGUGAGGGUUAGGAUCUGUGGAUCUGUUCAGAUCUCUCUCUCUCCUAUGUUCUCAUGUACAAUGGACACCAACUGAAACGUGUACAACCUGCUAUGACUACAUUCCCACAACCAUAUAUUUAUUUUUCCUCUUCGUUUUCUCUUUAAUUAAAGAGAGAGCACCGUCAUUGGCAUAUUUGACUCCUGUAGUAUUUGUAUGUCGUAUGUACAGUAUGUAUGUACAGGAUGUAUGUACUGGAAGUGGGUUAUCCAAUCAAUUCCCCAAUUUCUGCCAUUGUUGCACAGAUGAGGGUUUUAUUCUAUUGAUUUUUAUGGCAGAUUCAUUUGCCAUUCUGGUGUAAUGUUGUCCAUUCCAAAUGAAAACGUGUUGGUGUUUUUUCUGUGACACUACAAAUAAUGUCCAUCCAAUCUAUGAUUCCUAUAAUUUAGCAUUAUUUAUUGCUUACGCAUUCAAACCGCAUAAUCUACUACAAUGUAUGGUGAACACAAUACUGCUGGGGAAAAUAACUAGUCAAAAACCUAUUGUUGUCCCACUACACAUCUUGUGACUCACUUGUCCUCUGUUAACUUCUAUUGUAAAUGACCUUGUACUGUGCUGUACAGAUUGAAAUGUGAUGAUGAUGAUGAUACGUGCUUUUCAGCACAGCACACUGAGAAGUAUAGGGCUAGAUGGGGACCAGUUAGAAUAUAACGGGUGGAAAGAUGAGACACACAAUGGGAAUUACACAUGAUUGAAAACAACUGGUGCAAAGUCAAUCUGGUGUAAAAUCUCUGUAUGAUAAGUGUUGGUUACUCUUGGGCUAUUUUUUUAAAUUAAAUAUAUUGGGAAAACAAAUGGAUGUUUAUUACGGAAUGAGAGUGUAUUUUAAAAACUAAUUAACAAACAGCAUUGUUUUGACUACAAUUGUGUCCAACUUUGAUACAGUAGCAAACCCGUAGCUACUUGCAUGGAAUCGGCCACGCGCAUUAUUUCCUAUAUCAACAGUUUGCGUGACUAUCCUCGUUCUGGUUGAGACUUGUGAAAAUAUACAUUUGUGAUAUUAUUGCAUCAAAAAAAAUUGUCCGGUAACGCAAAGAUGUGGAAGUCAGUGGUGGGACACAACGUGAGCAUAAAGGUUGCAGAGGGGGACGACUGGGAGACCGACCCUGACUUUGAGAAUGAUGUGUCAGAACAGGAACAGAGAUGGGGGGCCAAGACCAUUGAGGGGUCUGGUCGAAAAGAACACAUCAGUGUAUCAGAGCUGAGACAGAAGGUGUCCCAGGAGCAUGAGGUGGGGAAGCAGAAGGAGCGAGCGGAGGCUCCCAAGGCCUCUUACGGUUACGGAGGGAAGUUUGGAGUGGAGAAAGACCGCAUGGACAAGGGGGCAGUGGGGCAUGGCUACGUGGCGCAGGUGGAGCAGCACUCAUCCCAGACCGAUGCAAAGAGAGGAUUCGGGGGUAAAUUUGGAGUGCAGAAAGACCGUGUGGAUAAGUCUGCCAUGGGUUUUGAAUACAAGGGUGAGGUGGAGCAGCAUACAUCUCAGAAAGACUAUUCAAAGGGUUUUGGGGGGAAGUUUGGGGUGGAGAAGGAGAAAGUGGACAAGGCUGCCUUGGGAUACGACUACAAGGGAGAGACCGAGAAGCACCAGUCUCAGAAAGACUAUUCAAAGGGUUUUGGAGGGAAGUUUGGGGUGGAGAAGGAGAAAGUGGACAAGGCUGCCUUGGGAUACGACUACAAGGGAGAGACCGAGAAGCACCAGUCUCAGAAUGACUAUGCCAAGGGCUUUGGGGGACGCUAUGGCGUCCAGACAGACCGCAUGGAUAAAAGUGCAGUGGCCUUCACAGACAUGGAAUCCCCUACCUCUGCCUAUGAGAAGACAAUACCAAUGGAGGCAUCAAGUGCAGGGGCAGGCAACCUGAAGGCUCGCUUUGAGAACCUGGCUCGGUCAUCAGAUGAGGAGAACAGAAAGCGAGCGGAGGAGGAGAGAGCCAGGAGACAGGCUAGAGAGAAGAGAGAGCAGGAGGAGGCACGACGCAGACAACAGGAACAGAACAGCAGGGAGGAGGAAGCAGAGCAGCAUCAGCCUCCACCUGUUGAAGAGCAGAGACCUCCACCUGUUGAAGAGCAGAGACCUCCACCUGUUGAAGAGACCAACAGGAAGCCCCAACCACCACAGCUGCCCACUGCCAGGGCAGUGCCUCAGAUACCAAGAGAUGAGCCAGUGGAAGAGGAGGAGCCAGUCUAUGACCAGCCCCCGUGCCUGCCCCCACGGUCAAGUGACCUGCUGGAGGCGGAGCCACCUCAGGAGCAGACCCCAUCAGAACCAGAGCAGGAGGAUGAGGGAGAGUAUGAGGAUAUCUCACCAAUACCUUUCCCAGAACCUGAUCCAGCUGUGGAUAAUGACUAUGAGGACCUGACAUGCGGUCAGACCGCAGUGGCCAUUUAUGACUACCAAGGAGAGGCAGAUGAUGAGAUCUCCUUCAACCCCGAUGAUGUCAUCACCAACAUAGAGAUGGUGGACGAAGGCUGGUGGAAGGGACACUGUCACGGACGCAUUGGACUUUUCCCUGCUACAUUCGUGAAAAUGAUGUAGUGAGCGUGCCUAUACAGUCUCCAACACAGACAUAUACCUGAGUCUUUUCACAGGGGGGACAUCAGCAUAUUGAUCCUAUCGGACAGGUAUAGGUAGAUUGUACCGUGGUAGAAUCUCAAUUGCAUACGCCUCUAUCCUCACUUUCUCAAUACCCAUUGGAGAAAGAACCUCUGGCUUUCUCAUCCAAUGGGCUUUGAGGUGAGGAGGACGCAAGGAGUAUACAAUUGAGAUUCUCCCCAUGUUUUCUAAUCAAUUAAUUUAUAUCUGGUCAGUAGUCAUGACAUAUAAUGAAUAGUCAUUGUGCUUCAUAUUGCUCAGGGUGGGGAUGCAUAAAAGCUGAUUGCUAAAUGUUCCAGUGAAAUUCUCAUACACUUACACUUCAAAUGAUUAUGGAAGUCAUUUAGCUAUGGAAUGUUUUGUUUAAAAACCGCAUGUAAUCAAUAAAAUGUCUUAAUGUACAGAAACACAUUUAUUUACUCCAACGUGACAGCCAGAUGAUAUGGACCGUUUGUUACAUGUAUAAUGAAUGUCUUUGUAAUGAUGGGCUAGGCUACAGGAAGAGCAAAUCAAACAGGAAUGGAGCUACCAACAGCAUUAUUGGGGUAAAAUGUAAAGAUGUAAAAUGUAAAGCUUUCAUUCAAGUGAAGUAUGUCAAUGCAAUACUAUACCAUUGUGCCCAAAAAUACAACUGUUGAUUGCUUA